This is a messenger RNA of Cannabis sativa, 1397 nucleotides long. RefSeq lists its product as uncharacterized. NCBI's taxonomy places the organism in Eukaryota, Viridiplantae, Streptophyta, Magnoliopsida, Rosales, Cannabaceae. The record is from RefSeq and is a predicted model, not a curated record. The transcript has 9 exons. Gene Ontology annotation, cellular component: membrane; endoplasmic reticulum. Bases 416 to 1219 code for a protein of 267 amino acids. Gene Ontology annotation, biological process: lipid homeostasis.
AAAACAAAAUUAAGGUAGUUGGAGUUGGGGAGGGAUUGGGUUGGGUUGGGACCCAAACCCAAUAAUAAUCAAACAAAAAUAAACACAUGAAAUGAUGCUUAUCUUUGGGUCUGGAAGUUUCGUUGAUUAAGUUUUCAAUUUCAUAGUAUACUAUAUAGUUUGUGCUCUGUUCCGUCCAAAAUAGUAACCCUUUACUUAUAACAACACUUUAUUUAUUUAAUUAAUUAUUGUCAUUAUUAUUAUUUUUAUUAUUAUAAAAGGGUAGCUUAUCAAUUCUCUCAUCUACCCUCGUCCCUCGUUCUUGGAUUUCAUGUGAGGUCACCCUCUGUUUCAGGAGUUUGACACUAGUCUGCAAAGAAGGAAAACCUUCUGGUGUGUCUGUGUCCAUUGAGUUCUUGUUUCUGAGCAAGCGACCAUGGUAAUCCAAUCUUACCAAGACCAGGCUGAACAACUACUGAAGGAGUAUGCACUUGCUGAACCUGCUAUGCCAUAUAUUCCAAUAAUUGGUGGCAUUUUUGCAUGCAAAAUGGUAUAUGACCUUACUCAGUUUGUCAGCUCUACACACUUCAAGUGUUUUUCAAGCCUUUCAAAACUCCAACGUACUGAGUGGAAUAACAGGGCCAUGUCCACUGUUCAUGCCAUCUUUAUCACAGUUAUGUCAUUAUAUUUAGUAUUCUGGUCAGAUCUCUAUUCUGAUGAUCAACUUGCUGGCCCUGUUACUUUCAAAAGCUCUCCAUUAUCCACAUUUGUAUUGGGGGUUUCGGUUGGUUACUUUCUCACCGACAUUGCGAUGAUCUUCUGGUUUUAUCCUGAUCUAGGUGGUUUAGAGUAUGUGGUUCAUCAUCUUCUGUCUAUUGUAUCACUGGCCUAUGCCAUGUUGACUGGAGAGGCUCAGCUUUAUACAUAUAUGGUUCUUAUAUCCGAAACAACCACUCCUGGGAUCAACUUGAGAUGGUAUCUUGACAUAGCUGGUAUGAAGAGGUCUAGAGCAUAUAUCAUAAAUGGGGUUGGGAUAUUCUUUUCUUGGCUGGUUGCUAGAAUAAUCUUAUUCAUGUACCUCUUUUAUCACAUCUACUUUCACUAUGACCAGGUUAGACAGAUUCAGACAUUGGGAGUGUUUUUAGUAACAGUGGUGCCUUUGGUGUUAGGUGUGAUGAAUUUGAUGUGGUUUGCUAAGAUUUUUAAUGGAUUGAAGAAGACAUUAGCAAAAAGGCAGUGAGUCAUAUGGAUAUAUACAUACAUAGAUCAUAUAUAUAUAUAUACAUAUACGAGUAGUGAGUGUAUAAAAUUUAUGUAUAAAAUGUAGCCACUGAAGGGUAUCUUUUAGCAGUGUCAUAACUAUGUGUCUAUAUAUUAUAUUCACCUUCUUUUUUUCUUUAUAAAUAACUUGUUGAUAA